This is a messenger RNA of Coffea eugenioides, 2756 nucleotides long. RefSeq names its product ATP-dependent zinc metalloprotease FTSH 4, mitochondrial. The record is from RefSeq and is a predicted model, not a curated record. The transcript is spliced from 7 exons. NCBI's taxonomy places the organism in Eukaryota, Viridiplantae, Streptophyta, Magnoliopsida, Gentianales, Rubiaceae. The coding region runs from base 294 to 2444 and encodes 716 amino acids. Gene Ontology annotation, molecular function: ATP binding; ATP-dependent peptidase activity; metalloendopeptidase activity. Gene Ontology annotation, biological process: proteolysis. Gene Ontology annotation, cellular component: membrane; chloroplast thylakoid.
AUUAUGAUUUAUGAGGAUUAUUCAUAUGCGUACAAAAAAUCUCUCAGUUUUGCCCAUUAAAAAUUACUGAUCCAGGGAAAAAAUCCAUCUCUGGUUGCACUCCCCAGUUCCCUCUAUUCUCUCUCCAUCCCUCCCUCCUCUCCUGAGUUGCAGUAUCUGCUGAACUCCAAAUAUAUCCGAAUAACUGACACUUCUAUAUUUAGGGAUAGGGAUAGUUCAUUUGGGAAAAGAAAGGGGGAGGGGAGGGGAAGAGUUUGGCGAAAGAGAGAUCAGCCCUCUUUUGGGGACAGGGAAUGGCUUUAAUUCGCCUUAUCAGUCGGGUUCAACGACAGCAGUCGCAGUUGAGGCAACUGAGCAAUGUAUUAGUUAGAGCUUAUCGCACUUCACCUAAUGCCCAGAAAGAGUUAGGAUAUGCAUUUGGGAACACCAAAAGAUUUCGAUCAAGUUAUGCUGCUAGCCUAGCUCGGAGAAGUGAUGAAUUAAGCGAUGCUGCAUACCUCAAAGAGCUAUAUCAUCGAAACGAGCCUGAGGCAGUCAUUAGGGUGUUCGAAAGCCAACCCUCACUGCACUCUAACCCAGCAGCGCUUGCAGAGUAUGUCAAGGCACUGGUUAAGGUUGAUAGGCUGGACGAAAGUGAGCUGCUCAAGACAUUGCAGAGAGGAAUUACAGGUGCUCCUAGCUCCCAGGUGGAAGAAGAAAUGGUUGGAGGUCUUUCAGCUUUUAGGAAUGUGGGGAAAUCUACAAAGGAAGGUGUUCUUGGUACUGCUAGUGCACCUAUACAUAUGGUGGCUGCUGAAGGGGGCCAUUUUAAGGAGCAGUUAUGGCGGACAGUCCGUGCUCUUGGUAUGGCCUUCCUUCUAAUCUCAGGCAUUGGUGCACUCAUCGAAGAUAGAGGAAUUAGUAAAGGACUGGGUCUGAAUGAAGAGGUGCACCCUAGUAUGGAAUCUAAUACGAAAUUUAGUGAUGUAAAGGGGGUUGAUGAAGCCAAAUCUGAGCUUGAAGAAAUUGUUCACUAUCUUCGAGACCCUAAGCGGUUCACUCGACUUGGCGGUAAGCUCCCAAAAGGUGUUCUACUUGUUGGUCCCCCAGGUACCGGCAAGACUAUGCUGGCAAGGGCUAUAGCUGGAGAAGCUGGGGUGCCCUUUUUCUCUUGCAGCGGCAGUGAGUUUGAAGAAAUGUUUGUUGGUGUUGGUGCCCGCAGGGUUAGAGAUCUCUUUGCUGCUGCAAAGAAACGGUCUCCAUGUAUAAUAUUUAUUGACGAGAUUGAUGCCAUAGGUGGGAGCCGCAACCCAAAGGACCAGCAAUACAUGAAAAUGACUCUGAAUCAGUUACUUGUUGAACUGGAUGGCUUCAAGCAGAAUGAGGGAAUUAUUGUGAUUGCUGCAACCAAUUUCCCGGAGUCAUUGGAUAAGGCUCUGGUUAGGCCUGGACGAUUUGAUCGUCAUAUUGUUGUUCCAAAUCCUGAUGUUGAAGGACGGAGACAGAUCUUGGAAUCACAUAUGUCAAAGGUUCUUAAAGCGGAAGACGUAGAUCUGACUAUCAUUGCCCGAGGAACACCCGGAUUCUCUGGUGCUGAUCUUGCAAACUUGGUUAAUAUUGCUGCCCUUAAGGCUGCGAUGGAUGGUGCUCAAGCUGUGACACUGGCUGAUCUUGAGCAUGCAAAGGACAAAAUCAUGAUGGGAAGUGAGCGGAAAUCAGCUGUUAUAUCUGAUGAAUCACGAAGGCUGACUGCUUUUCAUGAGGGUGGCCACGCCCUCGUGGCUAUCCAUACUGAAGGGGCCCUUCCAGUUCACAAAGCAACCAUUGUUCCUCGUGGAAUGUCUCUUGGUAUGGUUGCUCAAUUACCUGACAAGGAUGAGACAAGUAUAUCUCGUAAGCAGAUGCUUGCUCGUUUGGAUGUUUGCAUGGGUGGACGAGUAGCAGAAGAGCUCAUCUUUGGAGAAAAUGAAGUGACUUCAGGUGCAUCUUCCGAUCUGCAGCAAGCAACCAAUCUUGCAAGAGCAAUGGUUACAAAGUAUGGUAUGAGCAGAAACGUGGGACUUGUUACUCACAACUAUGAUGAUAACGGCAAGAGCAUGAGCACUGAGACUAGGCUCCUUAUUGAGGAAGAAGUAAAACAUUUUUUGGAGAGGGCUUACAACAAUGCGAAAACCAUUCUCACCAUGAACAGCAAGGAGCUCCAUGCACUUGCUAAUGCUCUACUUGAGCAUGAGACACUCUCUGGAAGUCAGAUCAAGGCCCUGCUUGCUCAGGUUAACUCUCAGCAGAAGCAACAACAACAACAACAACAACAAAUGGUUACCACGCAAAGCACAUCGCAAUCCGUUGCUGUUCCUCCAUCAACACCCAAUGCAGCAGCAUCUGCGGCUGCUGCUGCCGCUGCAGCAGCUGCAGCAGCAACUGCUGCAGCCAAGGCAAAGGGAAUUGCACCUGUUGGAUCGUAGCAUGGAGGAGAUGCACAGGUCAAUCCUGUCCCUUAUUCAUAACUAUCAGGUUUAAUGUGCAUAUAGUGUUUUACAUGGAAACCUUUUAACCUGUGAGAAACAAUGUAGCUAAUUGCGGACUCCAAGUUCAUGUUUAUGUAUGCUUUUGAAUGGAAUGUGUAGAAGAUGAAUGGCAGGGAGUGCUAUUUUCGGUGUACCACUUACAUUGAGUUCUAUUCAAUGACUUUUUAUCGUCCGUUCUCCCUACUUGACCACAUAGCUAACAGUGGGUUCAGAUCUGCCAGUUCAGUGUAGCAUUAUGUUUUUCUGUUA